Molecule: messenger RNA, 1234 nt
Organism: Liolophura sinensis
Lineage: Eukaryota; Metazoa; Mollusca; Polyplacophora; Chitonida; Chitonidae
Exons: 2
Coding region: 254-928 (224 amino acids)
Source: RefSeq, a predicted model, not a curated record
UUGUUGUCCUCAGUGGUGUAGACAAACUGUUCCAGAUCAUUGUUCGUUGUCAUGUCCGAACUUUUUCUGGACCUUCUGCAUGUAUAUGGUCGUAAUCACUUUCGAGACAUGCCGGUUUACCUGAGACCUGACUAUUAACCUGAGAAUCAGUUUACCAGUGUAACCACAUAAACAAGGUUAUGAAGAGACAAGGGAUGCCAUCUUCUGUUGGAUUUAACCCAUGUAACUGUUGCAAAUAACUUUGUCCGUUGCAAUGUUUCAGCCACCAAUCUUUCCCAUGCAUUCCGCCUCGGCGCUCCGACAAAAGAGCGGGCUCGCUACCGACCCUGGGCAAACCCCAAACCCUCGGGAUAGGACGUCUUUACCUCGUCACUGCAGCAUGCCAAACAUUAUAGGUUUUGACGGAGUCGGUCUGGGUACUCUUGACACCAGGAAAAACAAUGGCUACUUUCCACCCAGGAAACUAAAAUCAUCGAAGGGCACCCCAAGAAUGACACCAACCACACGAAGUCAACAGCUCAGUCCUGACAACUCACUUGCCCUGGAAACGCGCUUAGGCGUGACGUCACCACGACCUCUCACCGGCAAUUCGUCGUCUGCUAGUGAUGUCUACAUGAAACGGGACCGAUUCCGGCCUAAAAAAUCUCGCGAGACCCCAAGAACUGGAGGGAGAUUUAGUGCACGUUACACGCCUGAUCCGUCCGCCAACGUAAAAGUCCCAGAAAAACUGACUUUCCAGAAAUCCAAAGGUGAAGAGGAAAUAUUUACCGGGGAUCUGAGUUACCUGACAAAACCAAAAGCCGUAGAACCAGGACGAUGUUCACCAUGGGUGUACAGAUACAAGGUUAAACGAAGCAUGAAUAAUCUGGCUAAAAUUAUGGCCAGUCAGCCAAAUUCCACCACGAUGGGAUAUAGGUUAGCCAGAUGAGUUAUUCAACCAUGGAUCUGACCUGACAAAGUGGUCCAUGGCGUGAUAUAUACCGCUUUACCACGCGACGAACUCAUAAUACAUGUACCCAGGCGGUAUAUGAAUAAUAAAAAAAAGAUGGCGUUUGGAACUAUGUAUAAUGGGAGAUUCCUUUCCCCAAAAUCAGCCUGAGUCAAAACAACUUUUGAAAUCUAUAACAUUAACUAUAGUUCGUUCCAAGGAAGGAUUGUCAUUUCGAUGUCUUUUCAUAAAAGUUGUCCUGUCCAGUCGUGCAUUGUUUUAUAUGAUCAUGUCGUGUAACAAGUC